This is a messenger RNA of Anguilla anguilla (European eel), 4507 nucleotides long. Its product is annotated as phosphatase and actin regulator 4B-like. The transcript has 15 exons. NCBI's taxonomy places the organism in Eukaryota, Metazoa, Chordata, Actinopteri, Anguilliformes, Anguillidae. The record is from RefSeq and is a predicted model, not a curated record. The coding region runs from base 466 to 3243 and encodes 925 amino acids. Gene Ontology annotation, biological process: actin cytoskeleton organization; neural crest cell migration. Gene Ontology annotation, molecular function: actin binding.
GGGGGGGGUGUGAUGACGCCCCGCAAAAAUACCUCUCAGCUGCUCUGACCCCGCCCCUCCCCCAGCCAGGCAGCCGUGCUCAGGCAUGAGGAGCAGCCACCCGUGAAUGCGGCCAUGCUACCUUAUUUAUGAAGGGAGGGGAGAGAGAGCGCGAGAAGGGGAGGGAAGUAGAGGGACAGCAAGAAGGAAGGGAGAGAGGGAGGGAAAAGAGUGAGGGAAGGAAAGGGCACAGCACAAGAAGUCGAAGGAGGGACCAAAGAGUGAGUGAGUGAGUGAGUUGGGGAGAAGGAUAGAGGCGCAUGCACGCAGGAGACGGGGGCUACAGUUACUGAAGCGCUAGCGCGGACGGCUAUCGGGAGAAGAGCAGGUCCAUUUUUACCGCCGCACCCCCCCUCCCCCCGCCCCCACCCCCGACUCUCCCUGCCCAGGCAGGGGAGGACAGGCCAGUGGGGCAGGAGCUGUAGUAUGGGACAGACUGCCAGUGAUCCUGUUGCCCAGGAGCCUGUCCCCAACUCCGAUGAUGAAGUGGACGAACCACGCAGCAGGACGGGGAGUGUGGGGGGCAGUUCGGAGCGAAGCACCCCCCCUAACAAGCGCAAGGGCAAGCUCUUCGGCAAUCUCUUCAAGCCCUGGAAGUGGAAGAAGAAGAAGACCAGCGAGAAGUUCCAGGAAACGUCAGAAGCUCUGGAGAGAAGGAUAUCAGUGAGAAAGCCCAGGCAGGAGCUGAUUGACAAAGGACUGCUGAAGGAGGUCCCAGAAAAUGAGGGCGACCAGCCUCGCGCCCCCCACCUGAGGAACGGUCGGCUCCGGGCCGACUCCGACAGCAGGGUGGGGCCCAUCUGGCUGCCCCAGGGCGAGGACCGCAGGACCCGCAUCCCGUCGGACGCAGACCGCCGAGAGGGGGCCGGGCGCCGGGGCUCCAGCUUGGAGGAGGUGAAGGAGGCGAGGGAGAGGGGAGAGGAGAGAGACCGGAAAAGCGCCAGGGAGGACACGGAGGACAGGGAGAACAGAGAGGAGAGGGACCGAGACAGGGAGAGAGACAGGGACCGAGAGAGGGGGAAGGACAGAGAGAGGGAUAAUAGGGAGGGGAGAGAUGGAGAGAAGGAGAGAGACAGAGAGAGGGACAGAGAAAGGGAUAGCAGAGAAGUAAGGGAGAGAGAAAGAGACCCGGAACGGGACAGGGAAUGGAGGGACAGGGACAGAGAGAGAGAGGUGAGAGACAGAGAGAGGGGGAGGGACAGAGAGAAGGAUAAGAGAGAGGAGAGAGACCGUGAGAAAGAAAACAGAGACGACAGAGAGCAGGAGAGAAAUCGAGAAAGGGAGAGCCGGGAAGGGAGGGAGCGAGAGCGGGAGAGAGAUGGCGAGAGGGAGAGAGAGAAAGACAGGGAGAGGGAGAGCAGGGAGGGGAAGGACAGGAGAGAGGGGGUGCAGAGCCAGGCUCCGGCAGAGCUGGACAGGAAGCCUGGCCACGGAUGGAGGCCUCUCUCAGAAAUGGACCUGAGGCAGAAGACUGUCCUGGAGGAGGCCUGGAGGACACGCCCCCUCUCGGAGAUUGAGCAGAGGUCGACCCUCCCGCGCUGCUUUCCAUCGGACGAAGCGCGGACACGCUCAGGCUCCACAGGUUGUCGUCUCCCCCCGCGGUCGCAGAACCCCCCCGACCCCCCGCCGAGGGAGGGCUCCCUCCCCAAACUGCCCCUCCUGCCCCCGAUACGGCAGGGCUCCCUCCCCGAGCCUCCCAAGGUUCCCGCUGGCAGCAGCUCCUCCUCGUCCUCCUGCUCGUCUUCAUCGGCGACCUCCUCCGCGAUCGCGAACCCCGAACCUCCCGCCAGCGCGCCCGCCCCUCAGCCCCUCCCUGGCACCUCCGCCCCCUCCACCUCCGCUAGCGUCCCCGCCCCCCCGCCAGCCAAGCAGCCGCCAGUGCCUCCACCCAAGCCUACCAACCGCUUCAGCAGUCCUGCCCUGCUGGCGGAGCUGUCGCAGGCCGCGCCCGUCAAGCGCUCCCCGCCCAUGCCCCCCAAGAGGACCACCCCCGUCACCAAGCGGAACUCCCAGGAGUCUCACGUCGUUCCGGCCGCCCCGGACCCCGCCCCCGACCCCGCCCCCGCGCAGGCCGAGGAGAAGGCCGGCGAAUCACUGCCUCCGCCGCCGGAGCCUGAGCCCGCCCCCGACGCCCGACCACCCUCCCACAUCCCGCCCUCCCCCCCCCCGGCCCCGGUCGCCGUGCCCACCGCGGACCCGCCCAGCCCCACCACCCAGCCCCCCGCGGAGCCCCCCAUCCCGCUGCACCUGCUCAUCCAGCGGGCGCUUGCCAACCCCGGCCGGAACCCCCCCGCCUCGGACCGGUCCAAGCGCGCCCACUCUCUGCUCUUCGACGUGCCGCAGACCUACCUGACCACGCCCGGGGAGAGGGCCUCCCUGCCCGUCACCGUCGAGCGCAUCAGACUGCAGGAGGAUGAUGACUUUGACAUGGAGGAAGAGCUGCGUACUCGGCGCGCGGCAGCCCGGCGGGAUCUGGAGGCGCGCAGCCGGCUGGGCCUGGCGGGGGACGUGCGCGUCAGCUACAUCCCCAGCGCCCCGAGCCCCUCCAUCAGCGAGGAGGACGAGGAGGAAGGGGCCAGCGACUCAGACGCCGACGGGCCCGUCCUUUACAGGGACGACAACGGAGGGGAGGAGGAGGAGGACGAGGACGUCCCGCUCGGGGGGCUGGCGAGCAAGGUGCAGAGGAAGGACACCCUGGCCCUGAGGCUGGGCGGCCGGUCCUCCGGCUCCGAGGAGACGCGGGAGGCGCGGGAGGCGCGGGAGGAGCAGGAGGAGCGGGAGCUGCAGGAGACGUCCUGGCAGAGCAGGGAGCAGUGGGAGUCGGUCCGCUCGCAGAUCGGCACGGCGCUUACACGGAGGCUGAGCCAGAGACCCACAGUGGUGGAGCUGGAGCAGAGGAACAUUCUCCAGCCCAAGAAUGAGGCGGACAGGCGGGCGGAGCGGAGCGAGAUCAAAAGGAGGCUCACCAGGAAGCUCAGUCAGAGGCCCACGGUGGCAGAGCUGCAGGCUCGGAAGAUCCUGCGUUUCCAUGAGUACGUGGAGUGCACCGACGCCCAGGACUACGACCGCCGUGGCGAAAAGCCCUGGACGAAACUCACCCCUGCUGACAAGGCGGCAAUCCGGAAAGAACUCAAUGACUUCAAGAGCACUGAGAUGGAGGUGCACGAGCAGAGCCGGAUCUACACCAGAUUCCAUCGGCCAUAGCCAAGCACUUAGCACCUGGGGAGACAACGAAGCAACAGUCUGCGCGAGUCAUCUGGUCUUGGUUCUCCUUCGUGGGUGGCAUGGCAAUGAACCCUGUGCACGUAAGGAAGUGCCACUCCUUCUCCUGAUGAUGUCACAGAGGAGCAGCGGGACGCUUAUGACGCAACGCGUUUGCGUUGCGGGAAUCUUGGGGAAUGUAGUGCCAAUGCAGUGGAGAGCAGAAGGGGGAGGCUCCAAAACCGUGCUACGCUUCCAGGCCAGCAGGGGGCGCUGUCACAUCGCUCUCUCAAAGGGAAAAGUCCUGGUGGCUUUUAUAUGCAUUUAUUUUACUCUGACUCUCUUUUAUUCAUUCAGGAAAAGUAUUGAUAGCAUUAAUGUUAAUUGAUAGCAAGUGACGAUGGCAAUUAUUUAAAUGACGAGAUGUAAUUCUGCGAGAAUUGUAUGUUGUCUGUGUGUGCACAUGUGCACGCACACGUGUGCACGUGUUUGUAUACAAGAGCACAUGAUAAAAUGUCCAAAUAUAUAUGUGUACCUGUUGCAAUUGUACGCAUGUAUUGUAUGUGCAGAACAUGUACACGUAAGUGUGUGAGCAUUUUGGCAGUGUUUUUUUUCUAAGCCCAAGAUUGAAAAGCUUAGUGAUAAAAAAAAAAACAUUACUUAUGCAUCACAAUCUUACCGUUUCCCAUGUGAAAUAAUAGCAUUGAUAGAGAUGCAGUCUGGUUCUCUUUUUGCCAUCCGUUUAUUACUUGUACAACCAGUAGCAGAACUUAAAGUGCCUUUUUACUGUAUUUUUCCCGUUUUUGCUAUAUUUUAUUAUUACCUGACGUAAUACUUAUCAGAAAAUUUAUUAAUGAAAGAAAAUGUUGAACCUGUAAACCGAAGUCCAAAUGAGUGCAAUUGAUUGACUGGGGAAAAUGUUUGACUGCUGUAGAAAAUGUGUAUAGUGCUCUGGACCAGAACAACAUUUCUGCUAUGUUCAUAAACAAUAAUCACACCAGUUUGUUCUGUAUAUCUUGACCUCUCAUUGUAAAAAGGAUUUUAAAAAUAAUAAAAGUAUUAUAGCCUUGUUUUUAUAAAGGAAAACGGCAUAGGAUUCAAUUGAAUUUUAAAGAAAGGGCUAUACAAGUAUGCACAUUGCUUUUUUAUUUUAUUUUGUUGUACAUUUUAUUUUUUAUAAAACAAAAUGUAUGGAAAAACUGACAGCAGAGUCUGUUGAGCUAUAAAUGGUCACUGCAGAUUCAAAUUAAAGGCUUACAGAAAUUCA